AGUCCAGAAACAAAAAGAUUUUAAUUUUUUAAAAACAUACCAGACCUAUGAUUUCAUCAAUGUAUGAGUCAACCAGGAAAUAGCAACACCUUUUCUGCAACUUAAGUCUUAAGUGAUUUUCUUGAAGAUAUCGAGAAAAGUUAAAUGACUUGCACAGAUUCAGUCAGUAUUGUGUCUGAAGAAAGACUCAAACUGAGGGUCUUUCUAAGCCCAAGGCCAACUCUCUAUCCGCUAUGCCGUUAGUGGCCAACAUAUUUUUCAGACAUGAUUAGUAUGUCUUGUUUGACUGUACUUAAUUAAGUGAAAGUUCUGUUUCAAGGGAUAAUCAUCUAGGAUGGUAUAAAAAAAUAGGUAAUGGUUUUCCCUUAAAUUAUUAGACUUGUUCUAAGUCCCUGAAGAUAGAACUAGAAGUCAUGGAUGGGAGUUGCAGGAUGUCAUUUGGUUUUGAUAUGAGGAAAAAUUUUGUAGAACUAUCAAAAAGUAAAAUUGGCUGUCUUGGGAGGUAAAUGGAUUUCUGCUCAUUUGCAAGUCGGAUGUUAUAGUGGAGACUUUUUAGAUAUGUUGGACUAGAUAGAUGCUGAGGUCACUUCUAACAACAAAAUUCUAUUAUUUUCUGGUUCUCAUUUUGGCAGAGGGCAUUCCACAGAUUCCAGCUCCAAUCCCUACUAUAUAGCAUGCUUCUGUGUCAGGCUUCUUAUAGUUCUCAAAUGUAUCUGUUUCUGUCCAGGUGGUCUGUAGUGUACUCCAAUGAAAAUCAUGUCUGUUUCUGCCUCUUGAUUGAUACUCAUUCAAAAAAAAAAUCUCUCCACAUGAAUAUUAAGUGCUUACUACGUGCAAAACAUUGUGCUAAGUGCUGAGGACAUAAACAGAAAAAGCAGAUUCUGCUCUCAAGGCAUUCAUAUUCUAAUGGGGGAGACAAUAUAGAAGUUUUCAGCUUCUACUCAGAUGGAAAAGUCUCAUGGUCCUUAGGGUGCAGCAUCAGAGUAGAUAGGAAUACCUCCUCUGUAGGUCAUUUCAUUGAUAAAAGCAGUGUCUGAUAUUGAACCAUUUGGAAGCAACAAGGACUUCAGUAGCAGUAACUUUUGGAUCUUCAGUAGCUAUCUAUAGAACGUUCAGGAGCAGCUGCCAGGCUGCAUCCCCACAGGGGUUGUUUCUCAGGAUAGCUAUGAGCACUAGGUUGGAAAAACUGCUAUUUUUAAGGUUCUUGGGUUCAGAGUUGCUGGGGAAAUAAAUGAUAGCGGUAUAGAAGGCUCUGGAUGGUAGUUGCGGUGGCAGCGGCAGUUAUGACUUGCCUGGUACAUGUUGCCUUCUGUCUUUCCCUGAGGAUCUCUUGCUAUUAGGCAGGCUCACCUGCCCUGUGGGUGGCAGAUGGUAAUUAGUAUGUCCCAGAAGUCUUAGUGAGGUUUUAAGCUUUAAAACUGCACUAAAACUUCUGAGUCAUCAUAAACGGAUAGAUGUAUAUAUUACAACAUAUGUAUACUACAUUAUAUCUUAACAUGCAAUGCUAACUAACCUUCCCUUGCCUCCUUAUUCUUUUGAAUAAUACAUACCCAACCAUAAUCAUAUUCUAAACACAGAACCGACCCUACCAAAUCUUAGUGAUGUCUAUGAGAUUAAGUUAGCAUAAUUGCUUCAGGAUCUCUAGUUUAUUUUAUAGUGUACUUAGUAUGUAAACUGUGUACAUCUCACUACUUUGUGUACUGGUAUAUAGAGGACAUGUGUUUUACAAUGGACUCCUUUCUUGGGUUUGAUCUCCUUCAGAUUUCUGCCUCAAGGGCUAUUCUUCCUAGUUUGUAACUAUUUUCCAUAUCAUCUAAGUUUACGAAUGUACAUAGGCAGCUUUCUUCUUAAAGAGGUUUCCUUCCAGUUAACUCUCUUAAUUCACAAGACUGGGCAAAUUCAUUGUUAAAUAUGAAACAUUCCUAUAUUUUAAGUUGUGACCCCCCAAAUUGAAAUCUCAGCCUUAGAUAAACUUUUUAACCAGCUCAUGUUCCAAAUAUGCUUUCCUUUCUGAUUUCCUUCUUUUUGACAGGUAGCAGUGAUGAAAAUACCACCUGUGCUCCUGUGAGGGAUAGUUUUUUGCCCAAGACAUUCUAAUCCUUGACAACACUUUCUAGAUUCUUUCCAGCAGUACCAUCUGAACCCCAUGAAUCACUGGAAGUGAAUAAUAGUAAUCCGUUUUGACAAGUCUUGACAGGUUGUGUUACAUCAUGUAUACAUGCCUUAAGAUAGCAGAAUUCUCUAUUAAUGUAACAAGUUAAAAAACAGCUGCCUUAGUACCCCUCAAGAGGAUUACCAUUAUUCAUCUCUUCUUUCUCUGACCUGGGUAGCCUCACCUGACACUACUUUCUGAUUAUUAUUCCUUGGAGAACAAGCAAUCUCUUCUGUCAGUCAAUACCAUUUAUUAAGUACCUACUUUGUGCUAAGCAGUAUGCUGAGUUGAAGAUACUUGGGGGGGGGGAGUCUGUACUUUCAAGGAGUUCAUAGUCUAACUAAGGAGACACCAAACUAUGUAAAAAACAAGGUACAGGAUAAAUUGAAGAUAAUCAACAGAGAAGGCACUACCAUUAAAGGGGAUCAAGAAAGUUCUCUUGUAAAAGGUGGAGUUUUAGCUACAACUUGAAGGCAGGAGGAGGCUUGAAGUCAGAUGAGGGGGAAAAAAUUCCCCAUAGGGGAGGAAGACAGCCAGUGAAUUUGCCCAGAAUGGGUGGAGAGCUUCAAAACUGUUUCUUAGUUCCAAGUGUUCACUGCUGUCUCCUGCCUUUAUUUUUUGCGUCUAAUCUGUGAACCCUCCAUUAUCCUGGCAUAGAUCAAAAUUCCCCCUUUUUUUUCCUGCCUUGGUUUUCACACUGAAGCCCUACAUGCCAAUUUUAAUAGAUCAGAGAACAUGGAGAAGGCGGAAAAAGGGAGAGAGCCCCAAGCCCUUUUAUAUUUUUUUUUUCUGGCAUGGAGAGAUAUUUUGAUUGGGUAAGUAACACAACUGUGGUCAAAAGAAGACCAAUAAAAUUUAUGCCUCGUAACCAGGAAGGCCUAGUUUAAGUUAGCAUAUAUUUGUAGUAGAUGCAGUCUUGCAAGAUACUAUACUUUCUUCCAAGAGCACCAGGAAGUUCAAGCAUAGGAACUAAAUAGGUAGGUGAUAGAAGUUAUCCAGGGUUAUGUGUUAGCAGGUUAAAAGGUGGAAGGGAUUUAAGGGUGGAGCAAAGCUGACCACAAGCUUAGGUUUUGCUAAAGGGAAGAACAGAUUUGGGAGGAGAUAACAGAGUGGAAGGGAUGAAAGAGUCAGAAGAAUUCCAGAACUGAGAAGCUCUAUGAAAAUUGCUCCCUUUUGAAUAAAAGCAUAUUCAUCCUGGUGUGUUGUUGAAAUGGAGUGCAGGUGGGGAUCCCAAAUGAAGGUGGUCCCUUAAGACUUGAAAAUCAUCUUCCUUUGGGUGGAGAAAAAAAAAAGGAAUCCGAACAUGGCUUUAAAGUGGCUGGAAGUUAAGACGGAUGCAUGGCCACAGAGACAGGAUGCCUUUUUCUCGUUAAAAUGGAUUUGCAGGUGGGAAUCUUAAAACGAAGAAAAAUAACCAGAAGCCGCUAGAGACUAGGAGAUUUUGUGCUAAGUAGCUCCAGGGAGAAGGCAGUGCAGGGAGCGACAGGCCCAGAGAGUGCCGUCACCUGCUGGCAGAAACAAAAGUGAAACGCAGGUCGAGCUGGAAAGGCAUCAGCGCCGGCAGAGGCAGCCCUGGACCGCCAUUCACCUGGCGGGGCGGAGAGAGAACCCUGAAACCUGAAGCCGAGGUUCCGGGAAUCGGAAAAAACCACUGGAGCCCGAGGGCGGGGUGCAGCUAGUCAUCCAGGUAGAAGGCGGAAGCCCAGGGAGGGUUCACCUGGGCGCAGGCGGAACGCGGCUGUGAGCGGACACGCAGCCCCGGAGCUGGGGGUAAGGGCUCGGCAGCCAGACUCCCCGGAGCUAGGGGGAGGGGGCGCCCCCGCUUCUCGGCCUCGACGCCCGCCAGUGGGGCCCGCCGCCGCCAUGGCCUGGAGCGCGACGUCGCCAGGGGCCCACCAGCCCGACAGCACGGCCUUCACGCAGCAGCGCCUGCCGGCCUGGCAGCCGCUGCUGUCGGCCAGCAUCGUCCUGCCGCUCUUUUUCUGCGUGGGCCUGGCCUUCAUCGGCCUCGGCCUGGGCCUCUACUACUCCUCCAACGGCAUCAAGGAGCUGGCGUACGACUACACGGGGUACGCGGGCACCGGCAACUGCACGGCCUGCGCCGCGGCCCUGGAGGAGGCCGCCCCGCCGCCCGCCAACUGCAGCUGCCUGUGGUGCUUCUCGCUGCCCGAGCUCUUCCAGGGCACCGUGUUCUUCUACUACGAGCUGGCCAACUUCUACCAGAACGACCGCCGCUACGUGAUCUCGCGAGACGACGCGCAGCUCAGCGGGCUGACCAGCGCGCUGCGGCAGCCCUCCAGCGAGUGCGCGCCCUACCAGCUCACCCCGGCCGGCGUGCCCAUCGCGCCGUGCGGCGCUAUCGCCAACAGCCUCUUCAACGAUUCCUUCCGUCUGCUGCGCCGGCGCGAGGCCGACGACGCCUACGAGGAGGUGCCUCUCGACCGCACCGGCAUCGCCUGGUGGACCGACUACCACGUCAAGUUCCGCAACCCGCCGCCCAUCAACGGCAGCCUGCAGCUGGCCUUCUACGGCACGGCCAAGCCGCCCAACUGGCCGCGGCCGGUCUACGACCUGAGCCCGGACCCCAACAACACGGGCUUCGAGAACCAGGACUUCGUGGUGUGGAUGCGCACGGCGGCGCUGCCCACGUUCCGCAAGCUGUACGCGCGCAUCCGCCACGGCAACUACUCGGCGGGGCUGCCCCGCGGGGCCUACUGCGUGAACAUCACCUACAACUACCCCGUGCAGGCCUUCGGCGGCCACAAGCGCGUCAUUAGCAGCAUCUCGUGGAUGGGGGGCAAGAACCCCUUCCUGGGCAUCGCCUACCUGACCUCUGGCUCCCUCUGCAUCGUCACCGGCUUUGCCAUGCUGGUCGUGUACAUCCGGCACCAGGACGAGAGCGGCGACGGCGAGGACGAGGACGAGUGACCGAGCUGGGUGCUGGUGGCUGCUGCGCCCGAAGCUGCCCCCCCGCCCCGCCCUUUCCCUGGCCUUUUGGGCUGUUGUGUGCCUUUGCAAAUACCUCCUUCCCAGCUCUACCCCAUUCCAUUCCUCCUGCCAACCUCCUAAUUCCUUAAUAUUGUUCCUUAAUCUCAUUGUUUUUGGGCAGUGGUUGGAUGAAGUCUAGGGAAAUAUCCUCCUCCGCCACUUUAGUGGUUUGGAAAUGGAUCAAAUCAGCUUUUAAAGCCACCUCUCUCCAUAAUCAUCUCUUUCCCAGUCCCGUCCCAUCCCCUUGCAGCAGAAUAGAGCUGAAGUCCAGGAACGUUUACCCUCCACCUCUUUCAGGAAGAAUGGUGGAAUCUUUCUAGCUUUUUAAGCUACCUUUCCACUCCCAACUUCCCCUCCUCUUCCAUAUAGUAAAAUUCUUAAUUGUUCUUGGGGGGGCUGCUUGAAUGAUGGGCCUGAAGUCCAAGGAAGUUUCCCUUUCCUCUCUUUGAUGUGUUGGAGGUUUAACUGGGUCUUACCAGUCCUUUGAGCUACCUACCUCCUUAAAACCACUCCUUUCCAUCCCAUUCCCCUAGACGCUGGGAGCUUUCUGUAGAAUGGUACAUAACUUCAUUUCUAAUUGUCCCUGUGGGAGUGGUUGGAUGAUUGACCUGAACUUCAGAUAAAUUUCCCUUCCCCUCUUUUAUUGUUUGAAAAUUAAUCAGUUUCUGAAGCAUUACCACAGAUGAUGUUGUGAAUAAUAGGGGUCAAGCAGUCAGAUUUUAGGAAUCAUCUAGUGCGAACCUCCUAAUUUUACAGAUGAGGAAAUGGAGGCCCAAAGACAGGUGGCUUGCCUAAGGUCACACAACUAGUAGAGGCAAAGCUGAGAUAGGAAAAAUAAAUCCCAUGACACUAAACCUAUUGUUCUUUCCACUGUCAUGCUGCCUCCCAAUAAUAACAAUCAUGCCUUGCAAAUAAUGAUUUUGUUCACUUCCUAAGGAAGUAUUAACCUUAUAUUUUUACUAUCUAUAGUUCAUUGUGGUCAAGGCUUGACAAGUUUCUGUUGCAGUAAUUGGAACUAGGCAGUUUUUUCAUAUAGAUCUGCAAGAGAUCAUUCAUACUAAUUGAUUUAAUAUUUGAGGACAGGGCAUUAUACUACUAAUAACAGCUGGUUUAUAUGGUGAUGUAUGGUGUGCAGACUACAUUAUCUGAGUUGAGCCUCAAAACAAACCUAUAAGAUAGGUGCAACAGGUGAUAUCUUCAUUUUACAGAUGAACGAACAGAGGGUCAAAAAGGCUGAAUGGUUUGUCCAUAGUUGAGUGUCUCAUGAGGGUCAGAGACAGGCUUCUAACCUCGGUGUUCCUGACCAGCUGAAGCACUCUAACCUCUCUAUGAGGCUUUUGUUUGUCAGGACUUUAUUGUUUUGUGUACAAAACUCAUAUGACUUGUUAUAUUUAAGGGGACUUGCACUCCAGCCAAAUGACUUUUCUAUAAAUAAGAAUAUCCUUGACUUUCUAGAAGUCUUUGCCUACCAAAUAACUUCCAGAAAGGCUAAAUGAUGCCAGUCAGAGGGACUGCAGGGCAAACUAAGGGCACAAAGUCAAAUUGUUAAUUGUUUGUUGUAACAAAACUGAAGUUGUUGAUCUUGUAUUUGGCAUUUGCUUUGCUAGAUCCUAGGCAAGCAGUAGGCAGGAAGGAUUCUUUUUACAUUGCCUCACAGGAACAUUUUAGCCUUCUCAUUAUUUUGUAGACCUUAAUGAGAAAGGCCCAAAAUACUCAGCUUUUGUGAGGACCCCAGAAGUAGCUCCUCUUUUGAUUGUGAAAAGUUACAUGUUUCUAGUGUGUUUAAAAUUCAUACUGUGAGCUGAAGAAAGAUGGUGCAAAUUGAAAUUUGGAGAACUUUUGAAACUUUGAGAGAGUUCUUAAACUUUAGACUGAAUAUUUUCUGUGAUCAUUCGAGUGAUUCUAUAAAAUUCUCCUAAGAAGCAGUUGUCUGUUAAAAAUCACAUUGCCUGUGUAACUUACUCAUCAAAACUUAAAAAAUUGUUAUGUCCUUCCUACCUACUUUAUUCUGGUGACGGUAUGCAUUGCAAAUAUCCAAAACUCUAUCAAUGGGCAAUAUUGGGCAUUUUUUAAUGUAUGGUUUUAUGUAUGGUUAUGUAUUUCUUAUAUGUGAUUUAGAGUAGAUGUCUUCCGAGGUCCUUAUAAUUCUGUUGUUCUUUCCACCAUUGCACAUUGGUGUUAAGAUCAUGCUAAUGUCCAUGGCAAUCACCAUUAAGUAUUGUAAUUAAGUGCAUUCUAAAUUACCAAAGAUAUUUUUAGUUAUAUUCAGUAUAAUUCUUAUUUCC
Messenger RNA from Phascolarctos cinereus (koala), 7425 nucleotides. It is a transcript of the gene CDC50B, whose product is annotated as transmembrane protein 30B. NCBI's taxonomy places the organism in Eukaryota, Metazoa, Chordata, Mammalia, Diprotodontia, Phascolarctidae. Gene Ontology annotation, cellular component: endoplasmic reticulum; Golgi apparatus; plasma membrane. Gene Ontology annotation, biological process: phospholipid translocation. The record is from RefSeq and is a predicted model, not a curated record.